Messenger RNA from Notothenia coriiceps (black rockcod), 388 nucleotides. It is a transcript of the gene rps28, whose product is annotated as ribosomal protein S28. The coding region runs from base 40 to 249 and encodes 69 amino acids. NCBI's taxonomy places the organism in Eukaryota, Metazoa, Chordata, Actinopteri, Perciformes, Nototheniidae. The transcript is spliced from 4 exons. Gene Ontology annotation, biological process: maturation of SSU-rRNA; ribosomal small subunit assembly; translation. The record is from RefSeq and is a predicted model, not a curated record. Gene Ontology annotation, molecular function: structural constituent of ribosome. Gene Ontology annotation, cellular component: cytosolic small ribosomal subunit; ribosome.
GCGCACCAAGUGACAUCCUUUCCGGUCUAACCUGACAACAUGGACGCCAGCCGCGUGCAGCCGAUCAAGCUCGCCAGAGUCACCAAGGUGCUCGGAAGAACUGGUUCCCAGGGACAGUGUACACAGGUCCGUGUUGAGUUCAUGGACGACAGCAACCGCUCCAUCAUCAGGAACGUGAAGGGCCCCGUCAGAGAGGGAGAUGUGCUGACACUUCUGGAGUCUGAAAGAGAAGCCAGGAGGCUACGAUAGUGCCCCCUGAGCUGUGAGAGUCGAGACCAAUACAGUGAGGAAUGACUCGAUAUCACUUGUUCAGAUGCUAUGAAAUAAAUGUGGUCUUAUUUGACACUUGUUCAGAUGCUAUGAAAUAAAUUUGGUUAUUAAGAUCACA